Messenger RNA from Suncus etruscus (white-toothed pygmy shrew), 1056 nucleotides. RefSeq names its product G protein-coupled receptor 87 (gene GPR87). Gene Ontology annotation, molecular function: G protein-coupled purinergic nucleotide receptor activity. The transcript is spliced from 2 exons. Gene Ontology annotation, cellular component: membrane. Lineage: Eukaryota; Metazoa; Chordata; Mammalia; Eulipotyphla; Soricidae. The record is from RefSeq and is a predicted model, not a curated record. The coding region runs from base 1 to 1056 and encodes 351 amino acids. Gene Ontology annotation, biological process: negative regulation of adenylate cyclase activity; G protein-coupled receptor signaling pathway.
AUGGGGCUCAAUUUGACCCUGGCAAAAUUACCAGAUUCUGAGCUGCACAGCAACUCGAGCCAGGGUUGGGGGUGGAACAGCACAGCCCGCAGUGAGUUUGACAGCAUCGUGCUGCCGGCACUGUAUCUCAUCAUAUUUGUGGCCAGCCUACUGCUCAAUGGUUUGGCUGUGUGGAUCUUCUUCCACAUCCACAACAAGACCAGCUUCAUCCUCUACCUCAAGAACAUCGUGGUGGCGGAUCUGUUGAUGACUCUGACCUUCCCCUUCCGGAUUGUGCAUGACGCGGGGCUAGGAUCCUGGGUCCUCAAACCUAUCCUCUGCCGAUAUACUUCGGUGCUGUUCUAUGCCAACAUGUACACCUCCAUUGUAUUCCUGGGCCUCAUAAGCAUUGACCGCUACCUGAAGGUGGUCAAGCCAUUUGGGGACUCUCGCAUGUACAGUGUGGCCUUCACCAAGGGCCUGUCCAUCUGUGUCUGGGUGACCAUGGCCCUGCUGGCACUGCCCAAUGUCAUCCUCACAAACGUCCAGCCCACUCAGGACAACAUGCAUGAAUGCAUGAGACUCAAGAGUCCACUGGGGCGCCAGUGGCACACAGCUGUAGUCUACAUCAACAGUUGCCUCUUUGUGACCGUGCUGGUCAUCCUUAUUGGCUGCUACAUUGCUAUCUCCAGGUACAUCCACAAAUCCAGCCGGCAGUUCAUCAGCCAGUCGAGCAGGAAGCGGAAACACAACCAGAGCAUCCGGGUAGUAGUGGCCGUGUUCUUUACCUGCUUCCUGCCUUAUCACUUGUGCCGCAUUCCCUUCACCUUUGCCCACUUGGACCGUCUCCUGGAUGAGUCGGCACAUAAGCUCCUGUACUAUGGCAAGGAAAUGACGCUUUUCUUGUCAGCCUGCAACGUGUGCCUGGACCCCAUCAUUUACUUCUUCAUGUGCAAGUCCUUUUCAAGGAGGCUCUUCAAGAAAUCCAACAUCAGAACCAGGAGCGAAAGCAUUAGAUCCCUGCAGAGUGUCCGGAGGUCCGAGGUGCGCAUCUACUAUGAUUACACGGAUGUAUAG